CGGAUCCAGCCGAGCCAGAUCCACGCGGCACGUGACAAGUGACACGACGCUCGCUCACUCCACCCACACUCCCCGGCCGCCGCCGCCGGCCUCGUCAGUCGCAGAUCCCCCAACCACCAGCAAAGCCGCCGCUCACCGCCGAUCGGCCCACAUGGCCGCCUCUAUCGCCGCCGCCGCCGCCGCCGCGUCCGUCUCCCACGUCCUUCCCGCGCCGAAACCCAAGCCCAGAACCCCACCCCGCCUCUCCCUCCUCCCCCGCAGGCGCUCCCGCGCCGCCGGGGCCAUCUCCGCGUCCGCGUCCGCGGCCUCCGACUUCCUCGCCCCGGUCCCGUCCCUCAAGUCCCGCCUCGCCGCGGGCGACACCCUCUACGGCCUCUUCCUCCUCUCCUUCUCCCCUACGCUCGCCGAGAUCGCCGCGCUCGCCGGCUACGACUACGUCGUUGUCGACAUGGAGCACGGGCCGGGCGGCAUCACGGAGGCCCUCACCUGCCUCCGCGCCCUCGACGCCGCCCGCACCCCCGCCGUCCUCCGCCUCCCGGAGGCCUGCCCCGUCUGGGCGAAGAAGGCGCUCGACCUUGGUCCCGCGGGCCUCAUGCUUCCCGCCGUCGAGUCUCCGGCCGCUGCCGCGGAGGCUGUAUCCCACUGCCGCUACCCGCCCCGCGGCGUCCGUGGCGCUGCCUACCCAAUCGUCCGCGCAUCCGCCUACGGCCUCGACGACUCCUACCUCUCCCGCUGCGAGGAUGACACCCUCAUCAUCUGCCAGGUCGAGACCGCCGCCGGCGUUGCGGAGAUCGACGCCAUCGCCGCCGUCGAAGGGGUCGACGUCGUCCAGAUGGGCCCGCUCGACCUGUCGGCGAGCAUGGGCUACCUGUGGGAUCCCGGGAACAGGAAGGUGCGAGCGACCCUGAGGGAGGCUGAGAGGAAGGUGUUGGAGGCCAGGAAGAAGAAGGACGCUGCUCCGAAGACCAAUGCGGCUUACUUGGGUGGGUUUGCGAUGCCCAAUGACCCAGCUGAGCAGCUCAAGCAUAGGGGAUACCAUAUGGUUGCAGGUGCAGUGGACAUUGGGUUGUUCCGGAAGGCGGCAUUGGAGGAUGUCAAGCGGUUCAAGGAGGCGUCAAUGGAGAUUGGUGAAGCAGAGGGCGAGGAGGAGGAUGAGAAGGAAAAUGGAUACUGGAGUGAAUGAGCACUGAGCUUAGCUCACUGGGGAACUGGUGAUGAUUUCGUUUGUUUGUGUUCUGAACUGAAACUUUUAGGGUAUCCAUUUUCUGGACUUUGGUGUACUCUUGUUUAGUCGAUGAUUUGGGUUUUAGGGAGCAAAUCUGUUUGGGCACCUUACUGUUCCCAUUUGUAGGUGGUAAUUGGUGAGUACCUAAUAAAGAGUUGGAUUUUAGUGAAA
Molecule: messenger RNA, 1396 nt
Organism: Triticum dicoccoides
Lineage: Eukaryota; Viridiplantae; Streptophyta; Magnoliopsida; Poales; Poaceae
Product: 2-keto-3-deoxy-L-rhamnonate aldolase-like
Exons: 1
Coding region: 152-1183 (343 amino acids)
Cellular component (GO): cytoplasm
Molecular function (GO): aldehyde-lyase activity
Source: RefSeq, a predicted model, not a curated record